GGAUGGCGAGGCUGAGCGUCAAGAGUAUGUGAUGGCGGAGGACGGUUUAAUCUGGCGCGGCAGUCACAACCGUAUGCGGCCCACCGUAUGGAAGUACGCGCAAUUCGAACGGGACAUCUUGGAUUGCGCCCUGUACCUAAUGAACGAAGUCGGUAAAGUUCGUGUUUGCGGCAGGAAUGACCCGGUUAUUAUAACGCGUUGUUUAUCUGCCGCGGUGAACUCCCCCGACAACAAUGGAGUAAUGAUGGGAAAGUUAGAAAUGACGGGAAAAUGGUCAAUCGACUACGUCGAUGGUAUACCACCUACGAAGUGGAUGGGCUC
Wasmannia auropunctata (little fire ant) is the source of this 321-nucleotide messenger RNA. RefSeq names its product annulin-like. The transcript has 2 exons. The record is from RefSeq and is a predicted model, not a curated record. Gene Ontology annotation, biological process: peptide cross-linking. Gene Ontology annotation, molecular function: protein-glutamine gamma-glutamyltransferase activity. The annotation marks the transcript as partial. Lineage: Eukaryota; Metazoa; Arthropoda; Insecta; Hymenoptera; Formicidae.